AUGCUUCAAUUGUUCAACAUUGACGUGAUCCAGAGCGACAAAGGGCAAACUGCUGCAGCACAGCGAAACCCCAACUUCGAAGAGUUGAUAGGUGCACUAGUCCCUGCCAUCUCUCAAACUAUCUCUGCUAAGGCUUAUCAACCCGUGCCCCACAUCACCCAGGAGGCCACCCAGCAGCCUGUCAAACAAGCCGCCCCAGCUGUCGGGCUGCAAGAGCAGAGGAAGAGGCGGCCGAGGGCAUGGGAGAGUACGCACAAAGUUCUUGAUUGUGAUUCAGGUACUAAUAAGCCGUAG
Messenger RNA from Cladophialophora psammophila CBS 110553, 294 nucleotides. RefSeq lists its product as uncharacterized. Lineage: Eukaryota; Fungi; Ascomycota; Eurotiomycetes; Chaetothyriales; Herpotrichiellaceae. The coding region runs from base 1 to 294 and encodes 97 amino acids. The record is from RefSeq and is a predicted model, not a curated record. The transcript has a single exon.